AUGGGGACCCAACGCUCAGCCUGGUCCAUGGCGACCCCCAUGCUUCUUUUCUCCUGUUUCUGUCUGCUCACCGGCGACAUGCUGUUUGGCUACGACACGAGCAGCUUUGGAGGCAUUCUAGGAAACCCGGGCUUCAUCAACCAAUUCGGCACGUACAAUCCCAAAACCCAGAAAUACGCAAUUGACUCGCUACAUACCUCGCUUCUGUCAUCGCUUGCGUUUAUCGGAAAAUUUCUUGGUUGUUUUUUCGCUGGACCGGCUAUCGAGAAGUUUGGCCACCGAAUUGUCUUUCAGGCUUUGUCUGUAAUUUCGGUCAUCGGUGUCAUCAUUGAGAUCACUGCUGCUGAUACUGCUCCUGGAACUGGACGCUUGGCGCAAUUCAUUGUUGGCCGCAUUGUCGUCUAUAUCUCUGUUGGUCUGGUCGAAGUCGAUGUAACAACAUAUCAGACCGAAAUCGUACCCGCUUCUUUCCGCGGACUGGUCGUGGUCUCUUUGCAACUCUUCCUUGUUGCCGGAGGCCUCCUCGCCAGCGGCGUCAACAAGGCGUUUGAAACCCGUGCGGACGGGGUGGGUUGGAAAACAGUGACUGGCAUCCAGUUUGCUUUCCCCGUUUUGAUCCUUUUCUGUACAUUGUUUAUACCCCACUCGCCCCGCUGGCUCCUUUCCAAAGACAGAGAGGAGGAUGCCCUCGCUUCCCUUCGCCGACUACGACCCAAGGAAGAUGCCCUCAACGGAAACUGCGAGGCAGAGCUCCAGGAAAUCCGCGAUGCACUCCACGAGGAAGUGCACAAAGCAUCGUGGGCUGACCUCGUCCGGGGAAGCAACCUCCGCCGCACGCUUAUUGUUAUCGCGUGUUAUUUCUUCCAGCAGGCCACUGGUCAAGCCUUCGUGUCUACAUAUCAACACAGAUUCUAUCAGCAGAACGGCUUCGCGGAGCAUGCGUACACCUAUCCCCUCAUCAGCAGCGUCUUUGGUAUAGUGGCUGUGAUUAUGGCCAUGUACUUUGUUGAUAAGCUUGGUCGCCGAUAUACAUUCUUCAUCAGCUACAUUUUCCAGGCUUUGUGGAUGUAUGUACUGGCCGGCCUCGGAGGAGAGUCAGAUCCCAGCAGCACGACGAGAAACACCAUCGUGGCGGCCUUUAUGCUCUAUCAGGUCUUCUACAAUGCCGGCGGCGCAUCAAUCCCAUACCUCAUCGGCGCCGAAGUCCCCAACGCCGCCGUGCGCGAGAAAACGCAAUCCCUCGGAGCUGCAUGGAACGUAGUCUGGGCGUUUGCAACGAACUUUGUUAUCCCUUAUAUGAUGGCUGAUAUCCACUCCGGCGUUGGGUGGGUAUUCGGAAGCGUUUCCGUUGUGGCGCUGCUGUGGACUUUCUUCUUCCUUCCUGAGACCAAGGGGCGAACUUUGGAGGAAUUGGAUGCUGUCUUUGCUGUCCCGUAUAAUCCGUUCAGCAGGGCUGAUGUGUACUAUACCAACAAUGAGCGCGGAGACGUGACUUCGAAGGGCGUGCCGUGGGGUGACCAGGGGUCGAAGACGAGUCAGCCGGACGUGACUGCUGUAUAG
Molecule: messenger RNA, 1560 nt
Organism: Aspergillus calidoustus
Lineage: Eukaryota; Fungi; Ascomycota; Eurotiomycetes; Eurotiales; Aspergillaceae
Source: the annotation of a GenBank genome assembly